Messenger RNA from Notothenia coriiceps (black rockcod), 1995 nucleotides. Its product is annotated as polypeptide N-acetylgalactosaminyltransferase 4-like. The annotation marks the transcript as partial. The transcript is spliced from 4 exons. Gene Ontology annotation, molecular function: polypeptide N-acetylgalactosaminyltransferase activity. The record is from RefSeq and is a predicted model, not a curated record. Lineage: Eukaryota; Metazoa; Chordata; Actinopteri; Perciformes; Nototheniidae. Gene Ontology annotation, biological process: protein O-linked glycosylation. Gene Ontology annotation, cellular component: Golgi apparatus.
GUGCUCAUUUCCCAGGAGACCUAUGGGGAUAUCUCGGAGCGGCUGCUGCUGAGGGAGAAGCUGAAAUGCCAAAGUUUUGAAUGGUAUUUGAAAAAUAUCUACCCUGAACUACACAUACCUGGGGACAGAGGGGGCUGGCAUGGUGCUGUGCGUAGCUUAGGGAUUCACUCUGAGUGUCUUGACUAUAACUCCCCAGAGCACAGUCCCACAGGCGCCCACCUCUCUCUGUUCGGCUGCCACGGACAGGGAGGCAACCAGUACUUUGAAUACACUACUCAAAAGGAGAUCCGUUUCAACUCGGUGACAGAGCUGUGUGCUGAAGUACCUGAGGGCCAGACCUACAUCGGGAUGAAGGCAUGCCUUCAUGAUGGGCAGCUCAACCCUCCCAGUGUUGCUUGGGACUUCAGAGAGGACGGGACCAUCUACCACCAUCACUCUGACAUGUGUUUGACAGCCUACCGCAUCCCAGAGGGCCGCACAGACACCCAGAUGAAGCGAUGCACCCCCGGAGAUAAAAACCAGCAGUGGAAGUUUGAGUCGUAGGAGGGAUAGAGAGCUGCAGGGAACCUCAAGUGACCUUCUUUCACCAUAGUGCAAUUACUACAGUGGAUGUCUUCCCUGUGACUGCUCUCCAUUUGACUGGCAACAGGGAGCAAAUGAAAGGUGGUGAAACAGUCACUUUAAGCCAGUGACUCACCCAAUUCAAAGCUUUUAUACACGUGUGAAAGACUAAGUGCAGGUCGCGAAGAGUGAAUGAGAGAUGCAAGGCGAUGUUUAUUGGACUUUUUUUAGAAGACCAGCAGAACUUGAGACUUUUACAUUUGUGUUGCUUUCAUCCAAGUGCCUCUGCAACCAAAGUGAAGUCCAGUGCACAUCUGUAAUUGUAAUGUUGUACUUUAAUCUAAUGCAACAACUUGAAAUUAGUGAAACUGAUUUGACUGUCGAGAAAGUGCCUCCUAAAGAAAUUGAAGCAUUUCCUAGAAAAUGUAUUUCAAAAAUCAUGCUGCACUACAGAAUGUUACCUUGAUGUGCAAUUAAUUUUAAGUAUUUUUAUUGAGUCCUUUAAGUCAGCAGCAUUUUGACCCUAACCAGCUACUUCCUAACAUGCUGCAUCAUGUGAGGACAACAGGGAGAGAGCGGUCACACUAGACUGCUUCUCAAUUCUAUCUCGUGUCUGUGAAGCCAGUUUCCUGGUGGGAUGCUGCCUGAACAUGACUGGGAGCAUUCCUUAAUUAUUCAUACUAAGUGCAAUUUACCCCAGAGGGCUUAGUUAGUCGACAGGUAUGUUGUAAUCUAUUCUUACCUGUUGUGUAAAAUUAGGAAUACCCUUCGGUUGUAAUCUUUUAAGAACUUGUUGGUGCCGAAACGAAAUGUGCCAGUGGAUUUGAAAUGAAUUGCAUAUGUGUUUUUAAUGCUCAAAACUAAACACUGGCGCGAUGCACUUGAUUUUAUACAGCAAGCAAUGGCUUAAAGGGAGUGCCUGUUUGAUUUAAUCCAGCAGUUUGUCAGUGCAAGACUGUUUUGUUUAGACUUGUGUGUGUAAACCGUACUUGAAGCAGCAUCAUGAAAAAGUCCUGUUUUAUUUUUCACUGAAGGCCUGUUGGUGUUUCCACUGAGACUCAGUUACCAAGAGAUGCAGUGUAACUGUUGUUGAAUAGCAGCUGUAUUUGCCGAAGACUGCUUAUCACUGAGCAAUGUUUGGUGUCCUUUGAAUUCAUGAAUAUGAGAUAUUCAUACUAGUCGAUGGAUACAGCAGGUAAACAUGUACAGUGAGAUGACUCCUGUUUUUCUGUAACUUUGUAAAUAAUGUUUGGUUUAAGGGACCAGAGUGGGACAGUGCUGUUGUGAAGCACUUUUAAAACUACUGAAAAUGCAAAAGGGAUGGCGAUGAUGAUUACUUGAUAUGAAGAAGAGGGUGAUGAUUGAAAUGGGAUGGAUGUCAAUAAUGGUUCAAACUGUUGGGAUGAUUGAAGGAAUAAAAACAAACUAACCACA